Solanum stenotomum is the source of this 1125-nucleotide messenger RNA. Its product is annotated as ferritin-2, chloroplastic-like. The transcript is spliced from 8 exons. Gene Ontology annotation, molecular function: ferrous iron binding; ferric iron binding. Lineage: Eukaryota; Viridiplantae; Streptophyta; Magnoliopsida; Solanales; Solanaceae. Gene Ontology annotation, cellular component: cytoplasm. Gene Ontology annotation, biological process: iron ion transport; intracellular iron ion homeostasis. The coding region runs from base 62 to 817 and encodes 251 amino acids. The record is from RefSeq and is a predicted model, not a curated record.
AUCAGUCAUCACCACACACUGAAUUUUCUCCCCUGCUUUUUCAUAACCCUAAUUUUCCACCAUGCUUCUCAAGGUAGCACCCGCUUUUGCUCUAUUGAACACCCCUAAGUCUACCCAUGGGGAAAAUCCGUUAACCCACAAGAGUUUUUCUGCUAAAAGUGGAAAUGGGUUGAUAGUUUGUGCUUCAAAGGGGACAAACCACAAGCCCUUAACAGGGGUUGUGUUUGAGCCAUUUGAGGAGUUGAAGAAAGAGUUUAUGCUUGUACCCUCUCUUCCACAAGCCUCUCUUGCCCGCCAGAAGUACUGCGAUGAAUCUGAAGCUGCUAUUAAUGAACAGAUCAAUGUGGAAUACAAUGUUUCUUAUGUUUAUCAUGCUAUGUAUGCCUAUUUUGAUCGAGACAACGUUGCUCUUAAGGGUCUAGCCAAUUUUUUCAAGGAAUCUAGUGCAGAGGAAAGAGAGCACGCUGAGAAAUUUAUGGAAUACCAGAACAAGCGUGGUGGGAAGGUGAAGCUGCAGUCUAUCUUGAUGCCACUGACUGAGUUUGAUCAUGUUGAGAAGGGGGAUGCAUUGUAUGCAAUGGAGCUUGCGCUGUCUCUGGAGAAGUUGACAAAUGAAAAACUUCUAAACGUGCAUGCUGUAGCCUCACGAAACAAUGAUGUGCAAUUGGCUGAUUUUGUUGAAAGCGAGUUCUUGGGAGAACAGGUGGAAGCUAUCAAGAAGAUCUCAGAAUAUGUUGCUCAGCUGAGAAGAGUUGGCCAAGGACAUGGUGUUUGGCAUUUCGAUCAGAUGCUGCUGCAAGAGGGAGCUGCUGCUUGAAGGAGAAGAUAAAAUUUGGCUUACCAUUUGUAUUUUUCCAUUGUUGUCUGGCUAAAUUUGGAUAUUAGAAUGGGGUAUCUGAGAUUAUGAGCCUCUUCUUAUUAAUAGACUAUUAGCAAGUGCAUACAAGAGUGACCUAGUAGAUCGAUCUAGUCAGUUGUGCUAUUGUUUACUUACUAGUUUUCAAGUACUUUGGAGUUUGAUUACUUACCAUCUAUCUAUGCUAUCAUGCUUGCCACUUGUAGCUUGAACCUGAAGUGCACCAGUGAGCAUUCUAUCAAAUUUUAGUAAAUUUCCUUUUGUUUCAA